Molecule: messenger RNA, 2157 nt
Organism: Cydia pomonella (codling moth)
Lineage: Eukaryota; Metazoa; Arthropoda; Insecta; Lepidoptera; Tortricidae
Exons: 8
Coding region: 217-1476 (419 amino acids)
Biological process (GO): detection of chemical stimulus involved in sensory perception of smell; sensory perception of smell
Cellular component (GO): plasma membrane
Molecular function (GO): odorant binding; olfactory receptor activity
Source: RefSeq, a predicted model, not a curated record
UACCCUAAUGCGGGUUAUAAUGUUCCUCUUGUACGGAAUACUGCGAGCGACUCCUGAUUCGUACUUGAGCGCUGUUUUUAAUCAAUGUGUAAUAUUUAACAUUGCACAUACCUACGUACCAAUCCUGACUUUGAAGUAUAUUCCUGACCGUGCCAGCCGAGUCAACUGUACUUAAAAUUGUAUUUUGAAACGUGCAAUAUAUGUAUUGUACAUAAUAUGCUGCAGAAAAUGGAUACCGGUGCUACAGACGUAUUCGACGUUGCUUACAUGAGAAUGAUUCGUUUCUCCCUCAGCUCGAUAGCUCAGUGGCCAUACAACAGCUUCGGGCGCAAAAGCAUACGCACACGCAUAAUGUCAGUUUAUCAUUAUAUAAUGAUCAGUGUCAGCACGUUCCUUGAGAUAUCUUGCGUGUUCUAUGUGAGAAAUAAUCAGGAUAAGGAAUUCAUUGUUUUGGGACACGAUUACUUUACACUUUUGAUGGGUGUUGUCAUAAUUCAAAGAAUGACGCUAUCAUUUCAGAAGAGGUACUGUCUGCUCGUGAAAAACUUCGUUUCUAAAUUUCAUUUGGUGAAUCAUCAAUAUAAAUGCGAAUUUGCAGCUAUGGAACUCCGCCGAAUUACUAGAAUUUGCAACAUCGCAGCCGUAAUUAUCCAUAUACAAAUAUUCUUUUCCAUGAUGUUUUUCAACAUGGUGCCCCUCUGGAAAAACAUCCAUGCUGGCAUGUUUUCUGACCAUAGACCAGAAAACGGAACCUUCGUGCAUUCUGGCAAUUAUUUAUCCUUUGUUAACCAGUAUACUGAUAUUAAAGGAUACUUUAUAGUUUUCUUUUUGAAUUUCUAUCCAUCUUAUAACGCGGCAGUAACUUUUCUUUGCAUGGACCUCUUGAUUUUCAUAAUGGUGUUUCAUAUUGCGGGGCAUUUGAAUAUAUUGGUACAUGAUCUGAGAUACUUCCCGCGACCGAAUGAAAUAGAACAAUGCUUGGAAACGGGUUCGAAGAAAUAUAACGAAGAAGUGUUUGUACGGUUGAAGGAUUUAAUUGAUCGAGAUCAAACGAUUAAGGAGUUCAUGAUCAAUAUCUCCGAAACGUUCGGCAUUAGUUUGUGCAUUUACCUCGCCUUCCAUCAGGUUACUGGAUGCGUGUUGCUGCUAGAAUGUUCUCCGAUGACACCCGAGGCUCUGGGAAAUUAUGGAUUCCUCACUCUAAUGAUGUUCCAACAGCUAAUUCAGACGUCGAUCAUAUUCGAAUUUAUUAGCACAAAGAGCGACAUGCUCGCCGACGAAGUGUACUCUCUGCCCUGGGAACUGAUGGAUGUCAGGAACAGGAAGGCUGUCCUGCUGUUCUUGAAGAAUGUGCAGCCGCCGAGGGCCCUCAAGGCCGGAGGGGUGGUCUCCGUGGGCGUGCUUACUAUGUCUACGAUAAUCAAAACGUCGUGUUCGUAUUUCCUGAUGUUGAAAACAUUAACAGUAGAGGAGUAAUGGAAUUCUUCAAUACACUUGACACAAAAUCUUAUUUUACUACGCUUUAAGAGAUCGUAUCGGCCCUAUCCACCGUAUUUUUUCGUACCCACAUUUUGCUGCAUUAGAUUUAUGUAGGUAUAUGCACUAUGCACCAGAAAUUUCUAGAAAAUAAGUCAAAUACGCAUAGCAUGAAUUUACGAUGUGUUUAUUUGGUUUAGUUUAUAUAGUACCUAUAAAAAUAAAUAGUACCUAAACACUUCAGAAAUUGUUUUUUUUAUUCGGUCGUACCCUUAAGAUAAAUCCCGAAAUAUGAGAAAUGUUUGGUUUACUCAGUCUUUACUGAAAAGAUGAUGAAUAUACUAGUUACAUUAAUAAUAUUAAAAGAAAAUUAUGACUACUUAUAAAAUAAAACUACGAAAACUAAACCAGUUAGGUAAUUUUAUGAUAUUUCUGCUCAGAAUCUUAUUUACUUGUACUGUGUUAUUCCAAUUAGAAAAAAAGUGCCUAAAAAAAUUCUAUACGUUCUUCAUAAUGUUUAUUUUCUUAGUCGUACAAAGAAUAAUAUCAAAUACAGUAAGAUGAGGGGGGCGAAGUGCGCCAUGCCGUCUAAGUGCGCCUACGUUUGAUAUAAUAAAAAGCAGUUUUCGAGAUAAAUUAGUAGUAAAUAUUUUAUAAGCAGUUUUCGAUGGCAUGGCGCAC